GAAGAGUGGAUUAUCAACUUUCAAUCGUGAAUUUGUUAUUAAUUUGGCAGAAAUAACGACUGGUAGCAUGAAAAUCUACUGCUACGUUUCGAAAAGCGAUGAUCGAGACAGAGAAGAUGCCAAAAAACAUGGUGUGAAUUUAAUCAACGCUGAGGCUGUUCCUGGAUCGCGUGAUCCUUUAGACUGGUUAAAAGUUCCACCUCCCGAGCUUCAGCAUCCACAUGUCAUCAUUAGUCACGGCAGAAAACUUGGAACUCCAGCGUGCCACAUUGUACGAGCUGCAAAAUGUAAAUGGAUUCAGUUCGUCCACGUCUUCUGUGAGGACCUUGGGAAAUACAAGAAAACACCUCCGGCUAUAAUAGAUACGAUCGAAGAGAACGAAGAGAAGCAAAAGAUGGAAAUUGAGUUGUGUAAAGCAGCAGAUGCAGUCGUCGCCGUCGGCUCCCGUCUACAACAGAAGUACAGCAGAAGUCUCCUUAAUGUUAAGGUGGAGAUUAUCACUCCUGGGAUCUUUGGAAUGUUUUCCAAUGAAUCGAAGUUGGCUGUAGACAGAGCAGUAGUAAAGCAUUUUAACGUGUCUAUGUUCGGCCGAGCUACCUUUGAGGAUCUCUCCCUGAAAGGAUACGAUAUUGUCGCAAAUGCCAUAGGGCCUCUGGGUAGGAACUUUGAGCUGACAUUUGUGGGCUCAUCUCCUGGUGAACAUCGACAAGUUGAGCAAUGGUUUCUUGACAACACUGGAGUGAGCCGCAACCAACUAACCAUCCGUGGAUAUUGCAGUGAUCCAGAGGAACUUAAGUUGAUGUUCUAUCAGUCAGACUUGGUUGCUCUACCUCCUCGUACCGAAGGCUUUGGGCUUGUCGCGCUCGAAGCCAUUUCUGCUGGUAUUCCUAUACUUGUUUCUGGUGAAUCUGGCAUAGCUGAGGCUCUGAGAAAAGUUGAAGGUGGGAACACUGUUAUUGUUGAAUUGGAUGAAGAUGCAGAUGAAUGGGCACGAAGGAUUAGAGAGGUGUCUGAAGAAGGCGCUGAAGAAAGAGAAGCUAAAGCCAGACGGCUUAGAGAUAACUACAGAAAGGUGUACUCUUGGAGAGCAGAAUGUGAGAGAUUCAAAGGAAUGAUUGAGAAAGUGGCGAAAAAUGCAAAUGCAGUUGAUAAGUUGGAUAUUACUAUUGAUGUGGAAGACCAAAAACCUGCUGAAUCCAAUAAUCAGACAACAGCUUCCAUCGUGGAGUCUGAAAAAUACCAAAUGGAUGAGCUCCAAAAGUCAUCUGCUGCACCAGAAAUGCAGGGAAGUGUGUCUCAUCCAAAAUCUCUCCAAGUGCUUGGAGAGAAAUUCUUUUUAUCAGCUUGGAAAAACUAUCUUAAGACUACACCACUACAGAGCAAGGAAAAGCGUGAUGAGUUCAUGGGCUUCAUGCAAGACCUUUUGGGUGGAACUUCAAGCCCAUCUGUUAUCUUCACCACUGAUCCUGAAAAAGAACGGGAAGAAACACCUAAAGUUGUGAAACGUCAGAAAAGAGAAGAGUCAUUGUGGAAUAACAAGGUCAUGGUAAGUAGAAGCAAGAUUUCCAAGGAAGGAGGAAUACAAAUGGUCCAAAACGUCCCAUCGUGCCUGAUUAUCCCUUCCAAAGCUCUUCCAACACCUACAGAGGUCACAUGUUCGAUAUGGCAUCCACACAUUCUAUCACCACCCCUUGGGAGAAAUGAGGCCUUGGUAAGCAGUGUGCUAGAACUAGCUUGUGGAAGCCUAUCGGGUACAAAGAAAAGUUACAAGUUCAAUGGGAAAGUGAAGUUGGCUUUAUCCCACAGUGCUAGUGACAUCAAAGGAUACGAAUUGGUAAUCAAAGAAUUGAUCAAUGAGAAGACCAAUGAUUGGAGAGACUUGCAAACCAAAUGGGCUUGGAAACCAUCUGAUGUCAAAGAUGAGCAUUCCAGAUUGGAAGAAUACCCAGAUUGGUUAUUUCCAUUUGCGGAGGCAGAAAUUACGAGUUUUUCUUCAUUCGCGGUUGUCUGGCGUCUCAAGUCUUUCACGUUUCAAAACCUUUCGACAUUGUCAUCUUCAUUUGCCUGCAUUCUGUCAGACCAUCCGGGAGUGAGUGUAACAUUCCCUGUAGGUUCUCUCCCUCCAGGAAAAACCAUCGCUCUCACUGUAAAGGUGCAAGAGGUUCCACGAAGUGAUUAUAAACGGAAAGAAUUACCAGUUGCCGGACCAAUUAUUCAUAUUUCACCUUCCCAACCAGUUCAUCUUUUAGCGCCUGCAAGGCUCACGAUCCCUAUUACGCUUCGUGGAGACAAACCCAAAUUUCCAGAUUAUUCGGCCACUUACGUCAGGAUAUUUUGCCGAAGCUCUGAAGAUGAAACAGAAUGGAAUGAAAUCACAGAGCAGUUAGUGGAAAAUGCGGGAGCGGCUUGGUCGAAGGAGGUUUUGUCGGAUGAGAGGGAUGAUAAGCGUCUGUUGAUGCCGGCGGGGAUGUUUUUCGUGGUGGACGGUGGAUGGUUGCUUUCGCGGUGGACGUAUUGUAGUGUGGUAUUGGGUUUGGUAUAUGGCUGGUAG
This is a messenger RNA of Stylophora pistillata, 2551 nucleotides long. RefSeq lists its product as uncharacterized. Gene Ontology annotation, molecular function: glycosyltransferase activity. Lineage: Eukaryota; Metazoa; Cnidaria; Anthozoa; Scleractinia; Pocilloporidae. The record is from RefSeq and is a predicted model, not a curated record.